Malaclemys terrapin pileata is the source of this 8519-nucleotide messenger RNA. RefSeq names its product nucleotide binding oligomerization domain containing 1 (gene NOD1). Gene Ontology annotation, biological process: regulation of apoptotic process. Bases 2236 to 5091 code for a protein of 951 amino acids. Lineage: Eukaryota; Metazoa; Chordata; Testudines; Emydidae. The transcript is spliced from 12 exons. Gene Ontology annotation, molecular function: protein binding. The record is from RefSeq and is a predicted model, not a curated record.
CCGACCCCACUCCCCGGCGGGAGCUUGAGGGCCGGAUUAAAAGGUCUGAUGGGCCAGACGUGGUCCACGGGCCGUAGUUUGCCCACCCCUGCUUCAGCAGCUCCAAUUAAAUGAUUUUUUUUUUAAAUGUGUAACUUAAGUUGUUUACAAACAUAAUGUACCAUCAUAUAUGCUUAGAUUUAUUACUAAAGAUUAAGGCCAAAAUAAUUGUCAAAAGGAAGAAAAAGGAAACUUUCAAAGGACAAUAUAGUUGCAAAUCAUGUAGAAAAGGAGCAAUGCUGGGGAUCCAGUACUUAUGCCACUGGCACAAGAGAUCAAAGAUUUCUAUGGAAGCAAGGGCAAAAAUGCAAUUAUACCUCUACUAUAUUUGAUCCAAGGAACAUGCUGUCCUGCACUGACCUACCAGUGUCCUAAUUUAUUGAUGUAACUUAGCCUAAACGGUGGUGGGUCAUGAAAAAUACUUUUUGAAAUCUUUAUUGUGAAAGUUUUACACUUCAAGCUUGUGUAAUUCUUGUUUUUGUCUGUUCCUUGUCUUUAAAAAGCAUGGGGUUUGGGUAGGGGCGGGACAGCUUGCAGGCUGAUAGCUAAAGGUCCUGUUUUUGUGGUAAGUGACGAAGAGUCCUGUGGCACCUUAUAGACUAACAGACGUAUUGGAGCGUAAACUUUUGUGGGUGAAUACCCACUUCGACAGAUGCAUGUAGUCGAAAUUUCCAGAGGCAGGUGUCAUCCUAACACCUAUGAUAGCUCUUCAAUGUGGCAAAUGCAAACAACUGGUAGGGACUAACACGGCUUCUACUCUGAAAACUGGUAGGGAAGUUAUCACCUUCUGCAUUGUAGAUAACUGUAGGAACAACAGUAUCAGGUUGCCCUGCCCUAAAAUAUAUCCUCAUUCUUCUUGCAAGUUCAAGUGUAUAAGCAAAAGUAGCACUAAUCAGCCCUAUCUUUCUGUGGGCUCGUUUUUCCAGAUCUUGGAAACUUUGGAUGCAGUAGCAUGCUGCUUCAGCCAUUACUGUAUAGUGAGGUGUGCCUCCAGCUUUUCCGCUAGACAUAAUAGCCUGGAUACAAAUACACCUAUACCCCGAUAUAACGGGGCCCGAUAUAAUACGAAUUUGCAUAUAACAUCGUAAAGCAGUGCUGGGGGAGGAGGGCUGCACACUCCGGUGUAUCAAAGCAAGUUCGAUAUAACACGGUUUCACCUAUAAUGCGGUAAGAUUUUUUGGCUCCCGAGGACAGCGUUAUAUCGAGGUAGAGGUGCAUCUUAGAAACAGCUUUAAAAAGUGAACAGUGUUUGUAUUAAAAAUGACCCUAGUCUCUCCCUCCAAAGUGAGCUGGCCCUCGCCGGGCUCUCUCCAGUCCAGGUACUCUGUAGACUCCUAGAACCAUAGAGUAGAAGGAACCACCAGGCUCAUCUGGUGUAACCCCGGGCCCAGCUGCAGGAUGGGUUGUGGCUGGGAGGUGGGUGUAGCUCUUCCUUCCCUAGUUAUUCCAGCGGGCUGUACGACUCACGCCGCCUGCUGAACGUUUUCCGCCGCUGGUGUCUGCGUGCGGGGGGGAGCGCGGCCCUGGCUCCCGUUUCAGGGGGCGCUGCGGGAGCGUGUCCCAAACGCUGCCCGUCUCUCCGAGACGCCGGGGUAGGUGAUGUCCUCGCUCACAGCCGCUCCGCUGCAGCCGGGCAGGGGCCAGGGCUGGCAGGACGCUAGGCACCAGACAAGGCAGGUCCUAGGGCCUGAUCGUCCGCGGAGCUGAGCCCCUGCAGCAGGGCAGCUCCCCGUGGCUGGAGCGUGGUGAGCCCUGGCAGGCCGGCCGGCCGCAGAGGGGGGUGCUGCUGCUGGCGCCCUCGGGGGAGGGGAAGGGGGAGACGCCUUGGUGUUGCGACAUCGUCUCGCUCUCCGCGGCUGCUGGCGGGGCAGCUCGCUCAGUCAGCGUCGGGCUCCUGCGCGGUGCCGCGAAGGGGAAGCACCCGGCCGAGCCGCUCUCCCAGUUCUCGGGGGCACCGAGCAGCGCGGGGCUCCGGCCCGCUCGGGGCAGCAGCAGCAGCACCGGGUCCCGGCCAGGCGCCCUCGCUCCUCCCCUUUCACUCCGUGUCCCCACGCGCGUCCUCCCCGCCGCCGCGGUCCAAUAGUGUGAAGAACAAUCUUUGUUUCACUUGAAUUAAACUCCAUGACGAUUCCACGCUGCAAAUCUCUAGUCGCUCAAAGAUGAUGUUAGAAGGAGCAGCCUCUUGCUAUCUUAACAAUGGAAGGUCAGUCUUGUGCUAACCCAGAGAUUAUCCAGCAAGUACCCUCCGGAUCAAGUCCUCCACCCUUCCUUAACUUGCUGAAAAUACAUCGAGAACUUUUAGUCAGCAAAAUCCGAAACACCCAGUGUUUGUUUGACAACUUGAUUAAGAAUGAAUACUUCUCUACUGAAGAUGCAGAGAUUGCUGCACAGUUUCCUACUCAAGCCGACAAGGUUCGUAAAAUUCUGGAUCUGGUUCAAAGCAAAGGAGAAGAAGUUUCAGAAUAUUUCAUCUACAUCCUGCAAGAAGUCUCUGAUGCAUAUUAUGAACUACAGCCUUGGUUGGAUGAAAUAGAAUUCCACCCUUCACAGAAUAUUCAAAAUAAACCUGUUGUAAAUACAGAUCCAGUCAGCAGGUACCGUCAGAAACUCAAAUAUGAAUUGGCACGAGACACAAAGUUUGUUAUGUCGUAUGCUCAGAAGGAGGAAAUGCUGCUGGAGGAAACCUAUGCUGCUAGUCUUAUCGAGCUGGUCAGUUAUACCAAUGAGAGCCUAGGCAAGGUGAGCUGCCUAGAAGAUCUGUUUGAUGAUAGAAUUGGGUUAAUUAACGAAGAUGGAGAGACGAUCUACAUCUUUGGUGAUGCAGGUAUUGGAAAAUCCAUUUUGCUGCAAAAGAUGCAAAAUCUUUGGGCCAGAGGAGAAUUGGAUGUAGGUGCCAAAUUUUUCUUCCGGUUCAGGUGCAGGAUGUUUAGCUGUUUUAAGGAGAAUGAAGCCAUCUGUUUGAAGGAUCUCCUGUUCAAAUACAACUGUUACCCAGACCAAGACCCCGAGGAGGUAUUCAGCCACAUCCUGCACUUCCCUCAUACAGCCCUCUUCACGUUUGAUGGUUUUGAUGAGAUCCAUUCCGACUUUGACUUGAGCAGCAUCCCCGAGAUCUGCUCACCCAAUGAACCUAUCCACCCUCUUGCCCUGUUGGUGAAUCUUCUCAGUGGAAAGGUUCUUAAGGGAUCAAGGAAAGUUCUGACAGCAAGGACAGGAACUGAGAUCCAUCAAAACAUCAUUAGGAAGAAAGUACUGCUCCGAGGGUUUUCCAGCAAUAACUUGAAGGAAUACACUAAGAAAUUCUUCAGAGACGAGGAGUGUCGGGUAUUGAUGUCGAACCAGCUGGAAGCAAACCCCAGUCUCUGCAGUUUGUGUUCGGUGCCUUUGUUUUGUUGGAUUAUCUUUAAAUGCUUUGAACUCUUCCAUUCCAUGUUUGACAGUCAUGAGCUUCCAAACUACUCAGUUACACUCACAGAUGUUUUUUUGCUCAUGACUGAAGUUCACUUGAACCGAACUCUGAAAACAAAUUUGCUGAAGAAGAACACCAGGAGCCAAGUGGAGACUUUCAGGUCAAAAAAGGAAACUCUGUUCUCUUUAGGUAAAAUAGCACACAUGGGGAUGGAGAAGUCUCUCUUUUUCUUUGACCAGGAGGAAGUCACAUCCUUGAACAUGUCAGAGCAGGAUUUGCAUCUGGGAUUCCUCAGAACGGUUCAUGACUGUGGUGGUUAUGGAGACCAGUCCUUCUAUGAGUUCUUACACUUGACCUUGCAGUCUUUUUUCACAGCUUUGUUCCUAGUUACUGAAGAGAAAUUGGGUACAAAGGAGUUACUGAAGUUUUUCGCAGAGUGCUCUUCCACUGAGACUGCCCAGUCUACUUGUUUCCCUAUUUCCUGGGUGCACAAACGCUCUAUAGGAGAAGAUCCUUUCCGAAAUAAAGAACAUUUUCACUUCACCAAUCUUUUCCUCUGUGGUCUGCUUUCCAAAGACAAGGAGAAGCUCCUCAGACAUUUAGUUUCACCUGCAGCCAUUAAGAGGAAAAGAAACGCGCUCAUCACAUAUCUCUUGGAAAGCAUGAAAUUUCAAUUGCAGAGCCUGAUGCGGGCAAAACUUAAGGGUUAUAAACAGAUUCAGGUCAUGCCCAAUUUUGUUUGGAUGCUGAGGUGCAUUUAUGAGACUCAAAGUGAAAAACUAGCCAAGCUGACUGUCAGGGGCAUGAGGGCCAACUACAUCAAACUCACCUAUUGCAAUGCCUAUUCGUCGGACUGCAGCGCUAUAUCCUUUGUGAUGCAGCACUUUCAGAAGCAUCUGGGUCUGGAUCUAGACAACAAUAAUAUCAAUGACUAUGGAGUAAAACAACUUCUACCUUGUUUUAACAAGCUUGCGGUGAUCAGGCUGAGUGUUAAUCAGAUCACAGAUCAUGGAGUAAGAGUACUAUACGAUGAGCUCUCCAAGUUCAAAAUUGUGACUACCCUGGGCUUGUACAACAACCAAAUUACUGAUGUUGGAGCCAAAUACGUUGCAAGACUCAUUGAAGAAUGUUCAAGCCUCACAUAUGUUAAAAUAGGAGCAAACAAGAUAACCACUGAAGGAGGGAAAUGUCUUGCCCUUGCUAUCCAGAAGAGCAAAACGAUGUAUGACAUUGGGAUGUGGGGUAACCAGGUUGGAGAUGAAGGAGCGAAGGCAUUUGCUGAGGCGCUGAGGAAUCACCCCACCUUAACGAAUGUGAGUCUUGCAUUCAAUGGCAUCACGCCAGAGGGAGGCAAAAGCAUUGCCGAAGCUUUGAAGCACAACAACACCGUGAAAAUAUUUUGGUUGACUAAAAAUGCGAUAGAUGACGACGCUGCAGAGAGCUUUGCAGAGAUGCUGAGAGUCAACAAGAAGCUAGCGCAUUUAUGGCUUAUACAGAAUCAGAUUACAGCCAAAGGGGCCAAAUACCUCAGCGAAGCUCUCCAGGCGAACACAACCAUUAAAGAAAUCUGCUUAAAUGGGAACCUGAUCAACCAAGAAGAGGCCAAAGCCUUUGCAAAUGAAGAGCGGAUUAUUUGCUUUUGAGUGUGUUCUUUCCAGUUUGGACAAGCUCAGUAUUACAAGUACUGUUCCAGCACUUGGAGACUGCAGGGUUACCAAGGCAUCCAUCUGCACUGGGGACGUCACAGCAUGUAAGAGUCUGAUUAAGUGGCUUUUUCAGAACACUCUACCCUUCCCCCCUCCACCAAGGUGCCUGUGUUGUUACUCCACACUUUUGCUGAGUGGGAUGGUGCCUUAGAGAACUACAUUAAAUCGUCUAAGCACCGUACAAAAGUGCUAUGUCUGUGUCAUCAAACCAAACCCCCGGCAGGUCUAUGGAUUAUGUAAAUAAGUCUCUGUAUAGCUUGUUUAUGUGUACAAUUAAGGGUGCAAGAUCUUAUGGAAGAGCCACAAGCUCACAGCACUAUCCCCCAUGGACUGAGGAAAAGCUUGUGAGCAUUUGGAAAUCCUGAGCAGAACUGUAAACCAGCCCUGCAAAGUAUUUUCUGCGGGUGCCUUCAGCACCCAUACUCGUUCCUGCCUGGUACCUGAGGUCUAAUUUUCCCAUCAACUGUCAAUGGAGGUGUGGGCGCUCAGCACUCCUGAAAAGCAGGAUCUUGGACUUUAGGCUUUGGCUAUUGUUAAUACUCCUUAGUAGAGCAAAUUCACACCACUGCCCCCAGAUAUUCCGCAACACUCCUCCAUGUUGUUAGAAAGUUGUGUGAUCUGUAUCGAGACAGCCCCUGUAAGUACAGUGUUCCGUUUUGGGGGAUUUUGGAGAUAAACCUGAAGAAGGGGCCUCUAGCUUCAGAUACUAGACAAAUUUAGACUGGACUUACACAGUAUAAAUUUUUUAUGAGACUAGUUAGCCAUUGGAACCAUUUACACAGGGCCAGCAUGGAUUCUCUAUCACUGAUGAUUUUUAAAUCAAGGUUGGAUAGUUUUCUGAAAGAUCUGCUCUAGGAAUUAUAGUGGGGGAAGUUCGAGGGCCUGGGUUGUACUGGAGGUCAGACUAGAUCAGAGAUUCUCAAACUGGGGGUCAUGACCCCUCAAGGGGUCACAAACUGUCAACCUCAACCCCCAAACCCUGCUUCACCUCCAGCAUUUAGAAUAGUGUGAAAUAUAAAUUUAAAACACUUUAAUAUAUCUAAGGGGGGAGGGUCGCACUCAGAGGCUUGCUGUGUGAAAGGGGUCACCAGUACAAAAGUUUGAGAACCCCCAGACUAGAUGAUCACAAUUGUCCCUUCUGGCCUUGGACUCUGACACGCUGCUGCUAGCUGCGCACCACCAGCAAAGAGCUCCAGCAUGGAGAAAGUAGAACUGAAAAACUAAUUGAGUGGAGCAGAAAUCUCUUUCCCACCAACAGGGAAGUGCUAAAAACCGUUAGCAAAUGUAAGACGUCCCUGCCAGUCCUACCUGAAUUAAUAGAAACAUUGAGAGUGGUGGUAGGAGAUGGAGGGAGAUUGUGGCUUGUCGUUCCAAUCUUGAGCUAGCCUAGUGAGAAGCAAAAUGGUUUUCAGUAGGAACUAGGGAUUUUGGGAGCCAACCUGAGAUGCCUUAAAGAAGCCUGAUUCUCAGAGGCCAGGUGGGCAGUACUUUAUGAAAAUCAUGUCCUUUUUAAUACAUCUCAAGCAUUGAAGCACCCAGAAGUAUUAGACACUGUGCAAAAGCUUAGUCAAUGGUCCUUAAUUUUCCUUUAGUUAAAUAAAUUUUCAUUCAUCAAUAGAUUAAAAAAAAAAAAAGCCACAUUACCUACAGGUGUGUUGGAUUCUCCAUUUACUAACUUGCCCAUGAAGCUGGGUGGGAUGAAGGAAGGAAACAAGCUGUGGUGUAGUUUCUAGUAAAAACAAUCUUAGAUCUCCACAAAGUAAAAAUAUUAAAAGGUUUUCUUUCUAUUUUUAAAUCCACACCCACCUCUUUCUGGUCGUAGCACCCUCCUCUUUCCCACCCCCAUUUAUUCCCUUUUUCCCCAAAACACACUUUCAAACACUGUAAAGAAAAAUAUUAGCAUUUAUUUUCAGUGGGCUUUUCUCACUGGCUGUUAUGUCAAUUUGGUGGCUCUCUGCCCACUGAGUGAAGUGACAUUUCCAUGUCUUCCUAGAGAAAUCAGCUAACUGGAAUGAUUCAUGCAUCUGGGCCACUGGUUACUGAAGCAGAGAGGUGCACACUUAGACAUGCAGUAUAUUUCAGCUGUAAAAACAUCUGCCAACACAAAAUAAAUAAAACUCUGUUAAAGGCUAUUUUUAGGGGGAAAAAAACCACUUUUCUCUUAGGCUAUGUCUACAUUGGCACUUCCAUUAAAACUUUUGUUGUUCGGGGUGUGAAAAAAACACCGCCUUGAAUGACAAAAGUUUUAACGACAAAAAGCACCCGUGUGGACACCGCUUUGUCAGCAGGAGACUCUCCCGCUGAUGAAGCUACCGCCCCUCGUUAGAGGUGGUUUUAUUUUGUCAUUAGGAGAGCUCUCUCUUGGCCACAGAGAGCAGCUACAAGGGCACAGUGUUAGGGACACAGCUGCGCCGUUGUAAGGGUGCAGUGUAGACGUAGCGUAAGUCGCACUAAGGUCUUCCCAGUCUCUCUCCAGGUGGCAGAUACAACCACCACCAAAAAAGGGCGAGUCCCCUUAGUUCCUACUGUGCUCAGCACGUCCCAGGAGGUGUUGAUAGCAGAAUUAAACCCUAGAGCAUCAGUGAGGGAAAAAUGCAUUUUCAUGUUCCAAGCCUUGUCCUCCUUUUGCUGACCAGUUACUGAUGUGAAAAUACAGAAUGUCCAUGAAUUUAGUAUGCUCGUUUGGGGCUUCUUCUGCACUGGGUUUGACACUAGUGCUAGUGCAUACCCUGUUACAUGCAUACCUGUUACAAAGCAUGGGUCUGAUGUUGCAAGCACUUACGGUGGGGCCUAGUGUUUGCUGAACUGCUCAGGGAAGCAAGUGCUGGAUGUGGCAGGAAAUGCCUGCAGGAACGGGGCUUGUGUUAAAUCACAUGCUGUAGACUGGGCCUGUUAAACACUCCUGUCCAACUACUCAUUAGCAUCAAAGGAGGAUCCAUAUACAGAGAGCUCAGAGGACUGCACCUUGGCUGUGGGAAGAGGGCAGGCUGUAGUGUUGAUACUGAAGCCGUAGCAGAUUUCUGUUCCAAGUGAAACCGUGACAGCGAUUUACUUCCCGCAUUACUUCAUAGCUUCAGCUUAGGGAGAACGUGGCUGUCGUGCGUGGAGAAGCUUGAAUUUCCUGGCACAGAGCUUUGGGCUGCACUUUUUUCUUCAUAGAAACUUAAUGGGCUGUUUGUAGUGAGCUCCCAAGCUAUAGCUUGGCCACCUACAAAGGGGGCCUUGUUUACCAGAAUUCAGGUCUCUGAGAAAGACACAGAUUGUAAUUAAAUACAUAUUUUUAAACUUGGAAUUAAUUUACUGAAAGUUCUUUCUACAGAACCAUGUAUUUUUUCAUCCCUUUGUUAAUAAACGGCUUUUUCAGA